AUGUCGACUCGACCAGCGCCAGUGGCGCGCAAGUCGACAAAAUCUGAGUACAUCGAGACGGAUACCGGAAACAAGAUCUCUCGCAAGGCGAAAAUUGAAGGCAAGCCGAAUAUCAUGCUGGGCGGCAGGACCGUCAUCAUGGCAGAUGUCUACAUGCGAGGUGACUUGCAUCGCUUUUCCAGCUCUGGUGAUGGUGGAGCAGCACAGCCUACCACAGCCAUUAGCAUUGGAAGAUACACGGUAGUUGCUACGGGCUGUACUCUGAGACCACCGUCAAGGAUCAGCCGCGGCCAGAUGGCAUACUAUCCUAUGCGCAUAGGCGACAAUGUCUUUAUUGGUCCCAACUGCCAUAUCUCGGCAAUUGCGAUCAGUUCACAUGUUUACAUUGGCGCCAACGCUGUGCUCAGUCCCUUCUGUAUCAUCAAAGACAACUGCAAAAUUCUGCCUAAUACUGUGAUACCUCCCAAUAUGGUGGUUCCGGUGGGUAGUAUCGUUGGCGGUAAGCCCGGCAAAAUUAUCGGCGAGGUUGGCGAGGGAUGGGGUGUAGGUGCCGGUGCUUCCGGCGAAAGCUGGGUGGAGGGAGGUGAACUUCGCGAUCUGGUCAGAAGCAUCAGAUGA
Messenger RNA from Aureobasidium melanogenum CBS 110374, 618 nucleotides. Its product is annotated as trimeric LpxA-like protein. The record is from RefSeq and is a predicted model, not a curated record. The transcript has 4 exons. The coding region runs from base 1 to 618 and encodes 205 amino acids. Lineage: Eukaryota; Fungi; Ascomycota; Dothideomycetes; Dothideales; Saccotheciaceae.